AUGUCGCAACAGGCAUCAUCUAUUUCACUUCGCAACAUCCGCACCUCCGUCUCGGGGCUGUCGGACGCUGAGAAGAGGCUGUACGAGUGGUUUUCACGUCGGACAAUCGCCAAGCUGGCAGGGAUAUUCGACUCUACUUUCUGGGAAACCAUCGUGCUCCAGACCAGCUCGAGAGAGCCCGCCGUAAUGCAUGCGAUCUUGGCACUUGCCUCCGUUCACAAGAAACAAAUGACCGAUGCCGGCUCUUCGCCCAAUCGGAGGGUCUCUCCUUCCUUAGACGUCCAGGAACGCAGCACAUUACAGCACUACAACAAAUCAAUAGUCCUUCUUCGAGAACGUCUGGCCUUGAACAAUCCCAUGUCGGCACGAGUGGCUCUAGUUUCUUGCAUUCUAUACAUAUGCCUAGAGUAUAUGCGUAAGAGAUUCAAGGCAGGCCAUUCUCAUCUGAACCACGGCUUGAACUUGUUAAGUCACACCAUGCCUGAUCUCAAGUCCGGAAACGGCAUAGGCGAUGCUCGCUGCAACAAGGCGUUAGAUCCCAUGGUCGGAUGCCUUAUUGACACACUCUCACAGCUCUACUAUCAAGCGAGAUCACUGAGAGGUCCAUUUAGCCAGGAAAGGCAGACCGAUGGACUGCGUCCCUUGAGACAGCUCCCCGACUUUUUCGGGUCAUUAAUUGAAGCUCGGAAUCAUCUAGAUCAACUUCUAGUCAGGGCUCAGCGACUACGGCGAUGUUGCCUAGCGAGUGCGACAAGUCCCGACGUGUCUCAAGCAUUCGAGAUGCUUGUCAUUCAGUCAUGUCUGAGGAACGACUUGAUAUCAUGGUCGCGCGCGUUCAACCUUAUGAAAAGUAAGAGGUGGACUCAUCUAUCCGCCCGGGAGCGUUUGCCUUUCCGCCUCCUACCUGUCUAUCACACGAUGGCACACAUCAUCACGGAGACAUCUCUUCAUCCGGGCAAUGAGCUCAUCUUUGAUAAAUUCAUCUGGCAUUUGGACAUGAUGGCGGAGUCAUCCAAGGAGAUCCUUACCGCGGCAAUACCCACCAUUGCGGCAGAUCUCUCGUCCGGGCACUGUACAACCAAGUUUAGUUUCACUGCCGACAUGGGUCUUAUACCACCGCUUUACUACGUCGCCCUGAAAUGUCGCAAGUCACGCACCCGAUGGCAAGCUAUCGAACUCAUCACUGAUGGCUUGCACCAGGAAGGAAUGUGGGACGCGACUCUCGCGGGGACCGUGGCUUCUGAAGUAAUAAGAAUGGAGGAAGGGGACUUUUACGAAAACGUAUCUUCGAGGAACCAGGUCUUGGAGACCAAAGGCCUCGCUGAAGAACAACCAACUCCACCGACAUUGCCAAAUGAUCGUAGAUUGCUUAACGUUCGGUUGCUACUACCAGACGAUUCUCUAGGAGAGUUGGCUUUCUCAGGUACAAUGAGAUGCCCAGACGGUACGUUGAAACCUUUCAAGAAGGUCUACGACGCGAAGACCCGGAACUGGACGUUUGCGGGAGUACUGUAG
Messenger RNA from Colletotrichum tamarilloi, 1515 nucleotides. RefSeq lists its product as uncharacterized. The transcript has a single exon. Bases 1 to 1515 code for a protein of 504 amino acids. NCBI's taxonomy places the organism in Eukaryota, Fungi, Ascomycota, Sordariomycetes, Glomerellales, Glomerellaceae. The record is from RefSeq and is a predicted model, not a curated record.